AUGCCUCUCACCACCAUUCUCCUUUCCCUUUUCUCCUUUUUCCUUCUCCACACCCAUGUCAAUGCCAACCCAUUCCAUUCCAUUCACCACCACAACCACCCUCACUUCGCCACUCACAACUACAGAGACGCCCUCACCAAGUCCAUUCUCUUUUUCCAGGGACAGAGGUCAGGGAAACUCCCUUCUAACCAGAGAAUCUCCUGGAGAAGAGACUCUGGUCUCUCGGAUGGCUCAGCAUUGCAUGUUGAUUUGGUUGGAGGGUACUAUGAUGCUGGAGACAAUGUCAAGUUUGGUUUUCCUAUGGCUUUUACUACCACCAUGCUUUCAUGGAGUGUUAUUGAGUUUGGUGGGUUGAUGAAAAGUGAGUUGCCAAAUGCUAAAGAAGCUGUUCGUUGGGCUACUGAUUAUCUUCUUAAAGCCACUGCACAUCCAAAUAUCAUUUAUGUUCAGGUGGGAGAUGCUAAAAAGGACCAUGCUUGUUGGGAGAGACCAGAGGACAUGGACACACCAAGAAGUGUUUUUAAGGUUGAUGCAAACGCACCUGGCUCUGAGGUUGCUGCGGAAACUGCUGCAGCAUUAGCAGCGGCUUCUCUUGUUUUCAGAAGAAGUGAUCCAACAUAUGCCAAGAUUUUAGUAAGAAGGGCUAUCAGGGUUUUUCAGUUUGCUGAUAAACACAGAGGAUCUUACAGCAAUGCCUUGAAACCCUUUGUGUGUCCAUUCUAUUGUUCUUACUCAGGUUACCAGGAUGAGUUGUUGUGGGGUGCUGCAUGGCUCCACAAGGCCACUAAGAAUCCAAUGUAUCUAAAAUACAUUCAAGUUAAUGGUCAAAUCCUAGGAGCUGCAGAGUUUGACAACACAUUUGGCUGGGAUAACAAACAUGUUGGAGCAAGGAUACUUCUUUCAAAGGAAUUUCUAGUUCAAAAUGUAAAAUCCCUCCAUGACUACAAGGGUCAUUCAGACAAUUUCGUUUGUUCUUUGAUUCCGGGAGCUGGUUCCUCAUCUGCACAAUAUACCCCAGGUGGACUUUUGUUCAAGAUGAGUGAUAGUAACAUGCAGUAUGUCACAUCCACUACCUUCUUACUGGUCACAUAUGCCAAAUACUUAACCAAAUCACAUUCAGUUGUGAAUUGUGGUGGUACCAUUGUAACACCAAAGAGACUCAGAACCUUAGCCAAGAGACAGGUUGAUUAUUUGUUAGGAGAUAACCCAUUGAAGAUGUCAUAUAUGGUGGGGUAUGGACCAAGGUAUCCACAAAGGAUACACCACAGAGGAUCAUCACUUCCUUCAAUGGCUGUGCACCCGGGAAAGAUCCAGUGUUCCGCAGGGUUUGGUGUGAUGAAAUCGCACUCACCAAAUCCUAACGUUCUUGUGGGUGCUGUUGUUGGUGGACCAGAUCAGCAUGAUAGGUUUCCAGAUGAACGGUCAGAUUAUGAACAAUCAGAGCCGGCUACUUAUGUUAAUGCACCACUUGUCGGAACACUGGCUUAUCUUGCACACUCAUUUGGUCAACUUUAG
Lathyrus sativus (Indian pea) is the source of this 1515-nucleotide messenger RNA. Lineage: Eukaryota; Viridiplantae; Streptophyta; Magnoliopsida; Fabales; Fabaceae. The record is from the annotation of a GenBank genome assembly.